Molecule: messenger RNA, 912 nt
Organism: Kazachstania africana CBS 2517
Lineage: Eukaryota; Fungi; Ascomycota; Saccharomycetes; Saccharomycetales; Saccharomycetaceae
Gene: MAG1
Product: DNA-3-methyladenine glycosylase II
Exons: 1
Coding region: 1-912 (303 amino acids)
Biological process (GO): base-excision repair, AP site formation; base-excision repair; DNA alkylation repair
Cellular component (GO): nucleus; protein-DNA complex
Molecular function (GO): DNA-3-methyladenine glycosylase activity; alkylated DNA binding; DNA-7-methylguanine glycosylase activity
Source: RefSeq, a predicted model, not a curated record
AUGAAAAGAACACAUGAUGACACCGUGAAGGAAGAAGAGGGAGAUUGUGAGAACCAAUUGCCUGUACAGGUGGAAGAUGAGCCCAUAAGAACCGAACUCUCUGAAGAGUUUUUGAAGAGACAUUCAGAUUUGUUUGGUGAAGCCUGUGCAUUUAUAACCAAAGUGGACCCAACAUUGAUUGAAACAAUCGAAUACAGUGAUUUCCCACUGUUCAAGAGACCACAGGAUGGUGAGAAGUCCACUUUGGCUUUGCAGGACUAUUUUGUAAAACUGGGUGGGGCUAUCAUUGGACAGCAGAUUAGUAAUAUAGCUGCUAAAAACAUAAGAGGACGUUUCUGUGAUUAUUUCGGCGGUAUCUUUCCCUCAUAUAAAAGACUAUUAGAGACGUUGGCUGUUCCAGCCCAGAAGGCUGAAGUUAAAGCCUGUGGGUUAAGUGCACGUAAAUUGGAAUAUUUAGAGUCACUUGCAUCUUACUUUGCCGAAAAUGAAGAACAUAUAACUGAUUUAUUCCAUAAAGGUGAUGAAAACGAUCAAGAAGUAGUAGAUGAUCUAGUGGGGGGUAUUAAGGGGAUUGGCCCAUGGACUGCGAAGAUGUUUUUAGUAACAGGACUAAAGAGGUUUGACGUCUUUGCACCGGAAGAUGUUGGUGUUGCAAGAGGAUUUUCCAAAUAUAUAUCCAUGAAAGAUCCAAAAUCAGUGGCAAAAUACAAUUUAAACAGGAAAGGUGUAAAGAAGAGUAAGAUCAAGCAUAAGAAGACAAAUUGGAAAAUUUAUGAUGAUGACGUUAUGGAAGAAUAUGCUAAGAUAUUUUCACCAUAUAGAACUAUUUUCAUGUUCAUUUUAUGGAGAUUAUCAGGUGCCCAUAUAGAUGCAAUGAUCAAAGUUGAAAAAGAGUUCACUUCUGAUUCCUAA